This is a messenger RNA of Perognathus longimembris pacificus (Pacific pocket mouse), 4504 nucleotides long. It is a transcript of the gene Vac14, whose product is annotated as VAC14 component of PIKFYVE complex. The coding region runs from base 326 to 2737 and encodes 803 amino acids. The transcript is spliced from 19 exons. Gene Ontology annotation, cellular component: endosome membrane; PAS complex. Gene Ontology annotation, biological process: phosphatidylinositol biosynthetic process; positive regulation of kinase activity. The record is from RefSeq and is a predicted model, not a curated record. Lineage: Eukaryota; Metazoa; Chordata; Mammalia; Rodentia; Heteromyidae.
CGGCGGAAGGCGGAAGUUGUUGCCGAGUCAUGUGACUCGAGUAACAUGGCGGCUGCCCAGUGAACGCUGCCGGCGCCGAGCGGGAGCAGGUCGCGUGAGCCGUUAGGUGGCCGAGGUCAGGGGUGGAAUUGCGGGAUCCAGGCCCGGAUUCUGAGACCGCGCGUGGCGGCAGCGGAGCCAGGCAGGCGGGCCCAGGGUGGUGUGGUCCAUGAGCCGGCGCCGGGGGCCGCACGGAGCCGCAGACUCCUCUGGCCCUGGCGCGGUCCCUGCUGCCGGGGGCUGAGGGGGAGUCGCGAGGCUCCGGGGCGUACCCCGAGCUGCCACUAUGAACCCCGAGAAGGACUUCGCGCCGCUCACCCCCAAUAUCGUGCGUGCCCUCAAUGACAAGCUCUACGAGAAGCGGAAGGUGGCGGCGUUGGAGAUUGAAAAGCUGGUUCGGGAGUUUGUGGCCCAGAACAACACCGUGCAGAUCAAGCAUGUGAUCCAGACCCUAUCUCAAGAGUUUGCCCUGUCCCAGCACCCCCACAGCCGGAAAGGGGGGCUCAUCGGCUUGGCCGCCUGCUCCAUCGCCCUGGGCAAGGACUCUGGGCUCUACCUGAAGGAGCUGAUUGAGCCCGUGCUGACCUGUUUCAAUGAUGCAGACAGCAGGCUGCGCUACUAUGCCUGUGAGGCCCUCUACAACAUCGUCAAGGUGGCCCGGGGUGCUGUGCUGCCCCACUUCAAUGUUCUCUUUGACGGGCUGAGUAAGCUAGCUGCUGACCCAGACCCCAAUGUGAAAAGUGGAUCUGAACUCCUGGACCGUCUUUUAAAGGACAUUGUGACUGAGAGUAACAAGUUUGACCUGGUGGGCUUCAUCCCCUUGUUAAGGGAGAGGAUUUACUCCAACAACCAGUAUGCCCGGCAGUUCAUCAUCUCCUGGAUCCUGGUUCUGGAGUCUGUGCCAGAUAUCAACCUUCUGGAUUACCUGCCAGAGAUCCUGGAUGGACUCUUUCAGAUCCUGGGCGACAAUGGCAAAGAGAUCCGGAAAAUGUGCGAGGUUGUUCUUGGAGAAUUCUUGAAAGAAAUUAAGAAGAACCCCUCCAGUGUCAAGUUUGCUGAAAUGGCCAACAUCCUGGUGAUCCACUGCCAGACCACGGAUGACCUGAUCCAGCUGACGGCCAUGUGCUGGAUGCGGGAGUUCAUCCAGCUGGCUGGCCGAGUGAUGCUACCCUACUCUUCUGGGAUCCUGACAGCUGUCUUGCCCUGCCUGGCCUACGAUGACCGCAAGAAAAGCAUCAAGGAGGUGGCCAACGUGUGCAACCAGAGUCUGAUGAAGCUCGUCACCACAGAGGAUGAUGAGCCAGAUGAGCCAAAGACAGCAGUUCAGAGACAAGCCGAGCUCAACCCUGAGAACUCCCUGGCCAAGCAGGAAGGCACAGCUAGUGGAGGUCCAGAUGGCUCUUGUGACUCCAGCUUCGGGAGUGGCAUCAAUGUCUUCACCCCAGCUAGCACCGACAGGGCCCCAGUGACCCUGCACCUCGAUGGGAUUGUGCAGGUCCUGAACUGCCACCUCAAAGACAUGGCCAUUGGAAUGAUGACCAGGAUCGCUGUUCUGAAAUGGCUGUACCACCUCUACAUCAAGACUCCCCGCAAAAUGUUCCGGCACACAGACAGCCUCUUUCCCAUCCUACUCCAGACGCUUUCAGAUGAAUCCGAUGAGGUUGUCCUGAAAGAUCUGGAGGUACUAGCAGAAAUUGCUUCCUCCCCAGCAGGCCAGACAGAUGACCUAGGCCCACCUGAUGGCCCUGAUCUCCGGGUCAGCCACUCGGAGCUUCCGGUGCCCACUUCUGGCAGAACCAGCCUGCUGAAUCCUCCCAGUACCAAAGGCCUAGAAUGUUCUCCUUCCACUCCCACCAUGAACUCCUACUUCUAUAAGUUCAUGAUCAACCUUCUGCAGCGGUUCAGCAGUGAGCGGAAGCUCCUGGAGGUCAGAGGCCCUUUCAUCAUCAGGCAGCUCUGUCUGCUACUAAACGCAGAGAACAUCUUCCACUCGAUGGCAGACAUCCUGCUCCAGGAGGAGGACCUCAAGUUCGCCUCCACUAUGGUGCACACCCUCAACACCAUCCUGCUCACCUCUGCCGAGCUCUUCCAGCUGAGGAAUCAGCUCAAGGACCUGAAGACUCUGGAGAGCCAGAACCUGUUCUGCUGCCUGUACCGCUCCUGGUGCCACAACCCCGUGACCACGGUGUCGCUUUGCUUCCUCACCCAGAACUACCGGCACGCCUACGACCUCAUCCAGAAGUUUGGGGACCUGGAGGUCACUGUGGACUUCCUCACAGAGGUGGACAAGCUGGUGCAGCUGAUCGAGUGCCCCAUCUUCACAUAUCUGCGCCUGCAGCUGCUGGAUGUGAAGAACAACCCAUACCUGAUCAAGGCGCUGUACGGCCUGCUCAUGCUGCUGCCCCAGAGCAGCGCCUUCCAGCUGCUAUCCCACCGGCUCCAGUGUGUGCCUAACCCUGAGCUGCUGCAGACCGAGUCGCCAUGGAAACAAGCAGAGCCACUGAGAAGAUUUACACUGAAUGGAGUGCACCCAGCUUGCAUCAGAUGCCCUGUGCCUAGAAUUCCCUCCUCGGCUGUUGGAGCCACUCAGCAGGCCUGGCGCCUUGCUCCGGCAAAGGCCUCAGGCCUCUGCCUGUGGGGUGGGCUCGCACCCCCUCGGGUUGGGCCCAUUGGCAUUUGUGACCACCCCGACCACUGAGCUCAGGCUCCCAACCUCCCUCCAGCCGCCCAGCCUCUCCUGAGCUGGGUGUGAGACACUUGAUCGCUUGUCCAGGCCGGGGCCCAGCCCCCUGCCUUCCUUGCCCCCUUUCCUAGACAGCAGCACUCUGGGUGGUAGGAACAAGCCUUGUGCCGGCUGCCAUCUCAUCUGCUCUGGGUGCCACCCAAUGGUUCCCCAGGAGACCGCACUGUGUACUGGGUGUCCCCAGGGAACUAGGAGGCCACCGUGGGGGUGGGGCUUGUCUUUACAUUCCCAUGGGAAUGCCUCCAGCUCCAGAGAUUCCAGAAAGGCCCUGAGGCCACACGCCCACCUCCCCAGCCUGGCUUCUCUGCAUUGGCUCCUGCGGGACUCCUUGGCUGUUCUGGGUGCUCUGAAAGGCUCUGCGCUGGGCAAGGGCUGGGGGCAGACACGGCAGGGAGAGGAUGGCUUCCGGUGGGAGCCAGUCUGCAAUCCUGGGGGAGGCAUCGGGGCCAAGCUGCCAGCUCUGCCCUGCUCAGAGCCCCCCAUGCGUCCAGGGCGCCGUGUGGUCUCGGGAUGGGAGGGAAGGCUGGAGGUCAUUGGACCCCUCGCUGUCCGCCCCAAGCCAAGUGAGGACACAUCGGAAAGGGGGAGCGAGUAUUCCUUCAGGCUCGCCAUGGAGUUGGGAAUCUUGAACUGUGGGGCAUAUGGUGGCUUACAGGGUUUGUUUAGGAUCUCUGUCAGAGGUUUACUGGGCGGCCGUCUCUGAACUCCUGGUUUCUUCAUUUGGACUAAAUAGCCGUGGAGGGCUCUUCUUGGUCUCCGAGGCCUUCAGUUCCUAGCCUUUCUUUGCUCGGGCCUGGGAAGAGCGCUUAGAUACACACAGCAGACAGUGCUUGUGGAAGGGGCCUCCGACAGCUGGGGAGGGGUCGGGUUGCGGGGGGGGCAGGGGGGGGGCUGAGGACCUUCCCAGCCAGGGCGAGGCCGGCAGCUGGUAGCCAGGCGUGUAAGCCAGGAACAGCUGGAGAAGUUCUGCGUUCCUUGCCCGCCCUUCCCUGUGUGUGCUCGUGACAUCGGGGCCACUCCCCAGGGACUUUCUCCUCACUGAGGCAAGAGGGACCCUGGGAACAACAAGCUGGUGACAGGUGGGGGGGGGGGGGGGGCGGCAGGAGAGAGGCCAGCUCCGGGCUCUGGAGUCAUGGUUCUGCCCUACUAACCCAGUAUUCCUGUCACCCAGUGCCUGGGAGAGCAACCAUGGCCUCCAGACUCAGUCUAACUCCACGGGGGCCCAGGCCCUCAGGCCAGGAAGGGCAGCCUCCCGCCACCCUUCCUCCUCUCUGCACAUCACCCCCCCCCCCCCCCAGUGCCAUGUCUUGCCUCAUGUCCACAAAACCCUGGCCCUUGACUGCAGCUCUCAGGUCUGCCAUGGGUGUCUUUAGCACUGUGGAGGCUCUGUGAGCACCCAAACUCGGAUGACUCCUUUUGCUGGGGCCCUGAGACAGAGCCUUCAAACCUGCCCUGUCCUGUCCUCACCAGGGUGGCUUAGGUAGCAGCUAGGCCUGGAGUUAGUGUUCAAGCUCAGGUACCGCCACCCACCCCCGCCCCCAGCCUCUGGAGAAGCCCAGCUUGCUCUCUUGGGGCAGUGACAACCUGGCCACAGGGUCACUGGACCAGAGAGCGCCCUCUCCCUAUUCCAAGGGAGUCAAAAGCAGCAAGAGCCUAGAAUGCAAUGGCACCUGGGCCCUGCUCGCUAGUGUCCCCACGCCGAACUACUUUCCCACCUAGAGC